Messenger RNA from Acanthoscelides obtectus, 1397 nucleotides. NCBI's taxonomy places the organism in Eukaryota, Metazoa, Arthropoda, Insecta, Coleoptera, Chrysomelidae. The record is from the annotation of a GenBank genome assembly.
AAACGUUUGCCUAGAAUCUGAGAGGUCAUGGGUGCGAUUUUUAUUGACGAUCUAUUGCUUAAACUGAAGAGUCUGAACUUCCUUGUGGUUCUCUUACGAUGCAAAACCAUGAUUCCAUUAAUUAUUCCAUAGGCCUAUAAUUCUUUACGGAACGCUGCUGCCAACGCUAGUAGUCCUCUUAAUAUUCGUCUACCUAUGUUGGCUGGAUGACUGCUGUGGACCUCGUCCUCCUUCAGAUACACCUUCGGAUGAACCUGGAGCCUGUUCGCCCCCCAGUCAAAUUGUCUCAGAAAGCAGGUGCCUCCGAUUGGCCAUAUUCCUGGUAUCAGUCACUUUGGUAGCCACUUGCGCCGUCAUCACACUGGUUGACUACAAUAGACCACCAUUCCCCAUUCCUGUAACGCUUGUGUCAACUCGUCCAAAAUACUUAUCAAAACUUGAUCUGAACACCACAGAUAUUUAUAUAAAUGAAACAACUGCGUCACCAACAUGGGAUGGUUUGAACAUCACUAGUCCAGUGAUACAAUAUCAAUAUGUGCCGACGUAUUUGUAUAGUUCUGCGUUAGUCUUAGCAGCAAUAUCAGUCUUCUUGAGGAUGGGAUUCAUCUUGAAAUUAGUACUGAUGGUGAUUUCUGUCAUCACACAUAUUGUUCUCUACAGUUAUCUGGAGUUCUUUCAAGAAUAUCAUGAUGCACAUGAUGAUGCCUUCCCGGCCAUACCAUUUGAAGUGAAAACCGGCCUGGCGUUGGCGCUGGUGGUCGUUUUGUUCCACAUCCUGGACAGACAAAUAGAAUUUACAAGCAGGACGGACUAUCUAUGGAAAGCCAAGCUAAAAGUCGAGCAAGAAGAGGUGGAGACUAUGCGAGGCAUUAACAAGAUCCUUCUGGAGAAUAUCCUUCCAGCUCACGUGGCCGAACACUUCUUGACGACGAGAGUCACUCAAGACCUUUACCACGAGCGAUACUCCUGCGUUGCCGUAAUGUUUGCCUCGAUUCCCAAUUACAAGGAGUUCUAUGAUGAGAGCGACGUCAACAAGCAGGGACUUGAGUGCUUACGGUUACUCAACGAGAUCAUUUGCGAGUUUGAUAAGCUACUUCUGAAGCCAAAGUUUAGUUGUAUAGAAAAGAUAAAGACCAUAGGAAGUACUUAUAUGCUGGCAUCUGGUUUGAGGCCUGGAAAGGAAGAGAACAGCACGGUAAGUUACCAAUCCCAUACUUUUUUGCAUAAAUAACCCCUCUUUUGUCAUAAUAGCGGCUUUACGGAACAUAUAAGGGUUUUCGUACAGUGAUUGUUGACUUUUCGGUGACUGUGUCUGGCAUCCAGCCACGUAAACUCCGACUAUAAAGCGUAGCAGACUGAACUGAAUUUGUGUAGAGGGAUACUGAACACGGUCACUG